Molecule: messenger RNA, 1167 nt
Organism: Platichthys flesus (European flounder)
Lineage: Eukaryota; Metazoa; Chordata; Actinopteri; Pleuronectiformes; Pleuronectidae
Product: putative sodium-coupled neutral amino acid transporter 11
Exons: 11
Coding region: 61-1167 (368 amino acids)
Biological process (GO): amino acid transmembrane transport
Molecular function (GO): amino acid transmembrane transporter activity
Source: RefSeq, a predicted model, not a curated record
AGGACAUAUGAGAAGAGGAGACCGCAGAAGAAUCAAACCAGCGACCCUCAGGUGCUCAGGAUGGCUCAGCAGCUGCCACAUGAAGAAGGGACCAUGUUAAUUCAUCCACAAAAAUAUGCAUCAGGAGCAAGAAGGUCAACGACUUCUGCAACCUUCAAUUUCAUCAAUUCCAUAAUCGGAUCAGGAAUCAUAGGUUUACCGUAUGCACUGAACCAGGAAGGGCUCCCCUUGGGCGUCCUGCUGCUGAUCAUCGUUGCAUUGAUCAUAGAUUAUUCAAUCGUCUUGUUGAUCAGAGGAGGGAACCUGUCGGGGAAAAACAGUUAUCAGUCACUGGUGCAGAGCACAUUCGGUUUCCCAGGGUUUCUGAUUGUAUCUGCGCUGCAGUUCCUUUAUCCUUUCAUCGCUAUGGUGAGUUACAACAUCACAACUGGUGACACAAUGACCAAAGUAUUUCAGAGAAUACCAGGAGUUGGUCUAGGUCACAUACUCGCCGAGCGUCACUUUGUGAUCUUGCUGUCAACGCUGGCUUUCACGCUGCCUCUCUCACUUUAUCGAAACAUAGAGAAACUGGGGAACGUGUCCUUCCUGUCAAUGGUGCUGACACUGACCAUCCUCAUCGUCGUCAUCAUCAUCCGAGCAGCCACCUUGGGACCACAGAUCCUCCCUACAGAGAACGCAUGGGCAUUUGCCGAGCGGAACGCAAUUCAGGAAAUUGGUGUUAUGUCUUUUGCCUUCAUAUGCCACCACAACAGCUUCCUCAUCUAUGGCUCCCUGGAUCAGCCCACUCUGGCUAACUGGUCUCAAGUCACCCACGUCUCAGUCCGUUCUGCGCUGGUAAUCAGUGCUGUCGCUGGCUACACCACCUUCACCGGCUUCACACAAGGUAUCAACACAACGUGUAGAAUUCCUUAUGCAAGUGAGACUAGUUAUUACAACUUUUCAGGAGACAUAUUUGAGAACAACGGCAGAGAUGACAACCUGGCGACAUUUGGUCGCUUCUGCUUUGGCUUCAGUAUAAUAACCACUUUUCCACUGGAGUGUUUUGUGACGCGAGAGGGUGCUCUGAGCACCAUACCCCUGAUCUUCAUCAUCCCGUCAGCGUGCAUCCUCAAACUCUCCCCUGGCCGCUGGUACCAGGGUGAAAACUUGAUCGCCACCAUCUUAUAA